AGUAUGGCAGAAACUUCAGUACAGGUAGAUGUAAGAACGCUCAAAUGGGACCUACUACCCAAUAAUGAGCAUCUGAAAAUCAGCACAGCAGAUUGCCUUAUACUGGGAGCUGGUACACUGGGUUGUGCAGUUGCAAGAUCUUUGUUGAGUUGGGGUGUAAGAAACAUAACAUUUGUUGACAAAGGCAAUGUAUCUACUUCAAACCCAGUAAGACAAAGUUUAUUCACUUUUCAAGAUUCAAUUGAUGUCAAACCGAAAGCCAAAGCAGCAGCCGAUAAUCUUAAAUUAAUUUGCCCAGGCGUGAAAACUAGUGGUCAUCAAUUUACCAUACCAAUGCCUGGUCAUACAGAGGACUGUUCAAUGGAUCAGACCGUCGAAGAUGUCGAAAGAAUCUCUCAGCUCAUAGAAAAACACGAUGUAAUUUUUUUAAUGUUGGAUUCUAGAGAAAGUCGAUGGUUGCCUACAGUUAUAGCAGCGGCUAAGAAAAAGAUGGUAUUAAAUGCAGCACUCAGUUUUGAUUCUUACCUAGUAAUGAGGCAUGGUAUAUAUAUGGAUCAAAAUCCUACACAAUCAGAGCAACCAUUCGAAGACUUUCCUUGUCCUAUUGGAAUGAAAUCAUUAGACGGAAGAAAAUUGGGAUGCUAUUUUUGCACGGAUAUUAUUGCACCCGGUGACUCUACGAAAAACAGACCUCUGGAUCAACAGUGUACCGUUACUAGACCCGGAGUCUCACAAAUAGCAGGAGCUUUGGCUGCUGAAAUGGCCGUUUCUCUAAUAAUACACCAAAGAGGGGUUGCAGCUCCAGCAUUUUAUGUCUCAAAUCAGAACGUAAAUAACCUUGGAAUAGAAAAAUUGGAUCCGUCUCACUUAGGAAUAGUCCCGCAUUCCAUAAGAGGAUUCGUAUCUUCUUAUGAGCAAUUUUCACCAGCCACGGAAAAGUACAGCAACUGCGUUGCUUGUUCAGAUUUCGUGAUAAAGCAGUAUCGAGAACUUGGAAUGAAAUUUCUAUUUGAAGCAUUGAAUAAUCCCAAGUAUUUGGAAGAGGUAGCCCAAGUGCCACAUUCUACUGCCGAUGUUGAUAAAGUAACGAUGUUAAAUGAUGUGUAUGAAACAGAUGUUGAUGAAGAAUUUGAUGACUGGUUAAUGGAGACAUAAAAGAUCUUAAAGGAUAAUUCAAUGGCUUUUUUUUUUCUAUAAUUUGCAAACUACUGUAAUUACAAUUUUUAAUAAAAAUAAACAUAUAUACUUGUA
Messenger RNA from Psylliodes chrysocephalus, 1251 nucleotides. NCBI's taxonomy places the organism in Eukaryota, Metazoa, Arthropoda, Insecta, Coleoptera, Chrysomelidae. The record is from the annotation of a GenBank genome assembly.